AUGACAUCCACAACCGCGAUCGUAGCUCGCCAGCCAAAGGAGCUGAUGAAGCCCAACUGGUCGCUCGAACAAGUCAACAUUACAGCCCCAGGCGACGAUGAAAUCCUCGUAGAGGUACACGCCGCCGGAAUCUGCCACACAGACAUCCUACUCUCUUCCGUCCCUGCCGGUACAUUCCAUGUUCAGUAUCCCAAAGUCGUUGGCCAUGAAGGUGCCGGCAUCGCUCGCGCAGUCGGUAAAAACGUCCAGUCCGUCAGCCCAGGAGAUCCCGUACUGCUAUCAUUCAGUUCCUGCGCAUCAUGCAUUCAAUGUCAGGAUUCCCACCCCGCAUACUGCGAUACGUUCGCGCAGCGGAAUUACCUCGGGGCGCAAAAAACCAUGACCAUGAGCUCUGAUUCCGAAGACCAGAAAGUCUGGUCACAAUUCUUUGGACAGUCCAGUUUUGCGAAGCAUAGCAUCGUCCACAAGUCCUCCGUGGUGAACGCGAAAGACCUCAUCCAGGAUCUGGACGAGCUGAAGCUGUUCGCGCCGCUGGGUUGUGGCUUGCAGACUGGCAUGGGUGCUAUUCAGAAUAUUGCAAAUGCUGGUCCGGGGGAUGUUGUUUUGAUUACGGGUCUGGGGGCUGUUGGAAUGGGUUCUCUAAUGACUGCUGCAAUCGUUGGCUGCAAGACUAUUAUCGCGGUUGACCGAGUGCAGUCUCGGAUCGAUCUUGCGAAGCAACUCGGCGCCACUCACACGAUUGAUACCAGCGAGCCGGGUUUCACGACUUUGGAUGUAGCAACUUGGAACAUUGUACCUCCCGGUGUAUCGAUUGCCAUUGAUACCACCGGCGUGCCUAGCAUUAUUGAGCAAAGUCUCCAGGCUACUCGUGCUCGGGGGAAGAUGGUACUCGUUGGCGUGCCGUCGCCAGCUUAUAAGUUGGGUAUCCACGCUAGCGCGCAUAUCAAUUCUGGGCGUGCUGUUUUCGGAUGUAUUGAAGGCGAUUGCGACCCCCAGAUUGCAAUCCCACAACUUAUCAAGUGGUAUCGAGAAGGCAAAUUCCCUAUUGAUCUCUUUGUUCAGUAUUUCCAUGCACCGGAUUAUGAAAGCGCCAUUCAUGGCCUUAAGACAGGAGAGGUCAUUAAGCCGGUUCUGGUUUGGAAGCACUAA
This is a messenger RNA of Penicillium verhagenii, 1149 nucleotides long. Its product is annotated as NAD(P)-dependent alcohol dehydrogenase. The transcript is spliced from 6 exons. The coding region runs from base 1 to 1149 and encodes 382 amino acids. The record is from RefSeq and is a predicted model, not a curated record. Gene Ontology annotation, molecular function: oxidoreductase activity; zinc ion binding. NCBI's taxonomy places the organism in Eukaryota, Fungi, Ascomycota, Eurotiomycetes, Eurotiales, Aspergillaceae.